Acytostelium subglobosum LB1 is the source of this 693-nucleotide messenger RNA. RefSeq lists its product as hypothetical. The annotation marks the transcript as partial. NCBI's taxonomy places the organism in Eukaryota, Evosea, Eumycetozoa, Acytosteliales, Acytosteliaceae. The transcript has a single exon. The record is from RefSeq and is a predicted model, not a curated record. Gene Ontology annotation, molecular function: catalytic activity.
UACCUGUAUUAUAUUAUUACUACUACUUCGAGUAUUAUUACUACUACACACAUCACAAUGAGAAUCAUUGCUGCAUUCGUCUUGCUGAUGGUCGCUGCCGUCAUGGCCUGCGAGCCAUUCUACCAGCCCCGUAACACCCCACUCGUGACCCCAGACAUGCUCACCCGCCAGGAGCGUCUCUUCCACGAGAAGUACAUGCAGAUUGCCUACGACCUCGCCAUCGCCCAGAACAACCUCUUCACCUCGGUCAUCACCCACCCCAACGGAACCAUCAUGUGUCUCGGCCUCAACGACUUCCCAACCUCGUCCAUCCUGCACGGAGAGAUCUCCGCCAUGCUCAACUGCUCCCGCAUCCAUCACAAGAACACCUGGGAGGGAUACUACCUGUACACCACCGGUGAGUCCUGCCCAAUGUGCCACUCCGCCGCCAUGUGGAUGGGCUUUGCCAAGAUCAUCUACGGAACCUCCAUCCAGACCCUCUACUGUGACAAGUGCCUUGGCCAGAUCCCAAUCCUGUCCAACACCAUCAACGCCAACGCCUACGGUCUCUCUGGAAACAACGCCCCAAUGCAGAUCAUCGGAGGUAUCCUCGCUCAGAAGACCGACACCAUCUACCCCAACUUCUGCUCUGAGUUCACUCACCCAUGGCACACAAACCCAAUCUGUACCUCCUGCGCUGCCUACCCAGACCGC